CGUCUGGUAUUCUCUUGCACGACUGACCCGUCACAGGGUAUUUCUCGUUGAAAUGCUAGUGUGCUGCAUCUUGGCCGUGUUCUUUCUGUUCUACUUCAAUCGUCUUUUCGCCACUCUUGUUUCCUAUGGUAUCCGCGCAUACACUUGGCACAAGUUUCAUGCCUACAUCGACAUCCAGGCUCUCCAAAUAUCACUGCUCGGUGGGCGGUUGUUCUUCAAAGACAUACGAUAUCAUGGCCACAAUCAGACGAUUCUAGUUCAUGGAGGUCAUGUCACCUGGCAAUACUGGCUACGCAGAGUCAGAGAUGCCGAAGUAUAUUCGACAGAAGCCCCGCCCGGCCGCGGUACCGGUCCCAAGACUCCCGAUACGCGCAGUACCUCCUCCGAUAUCAGCGGGCGAACGGAUGAUCAAGCGGAAAGAGGGGGAAGCCAAAGCCAGAAGAGGCUGUCAUGUCGUGUUACUGUCAAGAUCUCAGGUCUCGAGGCGUUCAUGUACAAUCGCAGCCCUGCGUACGAUGUGAUUGUCGAGGCCCUCCAGCGUAAGGCAAACGCAGCCCAAAGUCAGGGUUCAAAGGCUCCCAUGCCUGGCCAGCAAUGCCCUUCCAACAGUUUGUCGGAGAGAUUUGAUGACCUGAACGGGAAUAAGGUCCAGCCAACCCUCACCGAACCGUCGGCCGGGCAAAGCACCAGUCAAGACGCUUUACCGUGCUUUCUACGCCUACUUCCAAUCAGCGUUGAGUGCAAUAAGGGUGCUGUAGUCGUUGGAAAUGAGCACACGGAUGCUGUCAUUACAGCUCAUUUCGAUAAAGCUAGCGGGGAAUUUGAUGCCGGCAAAAGCGGGCCGUUGGACAUGUAUCGACAGAUUUUCAAUUUCAGUUUCACGCAUCCUGUUGUUCGCAUGGUGCCGAAUCCAGAUCACAAGUCUUCGCAGCUCGAUUUUGCGGCCCAAAUCAAGCAUGAAAGUGCCGAAGCGCCCAUUGGGCAGGGUCAAGAGGACAGUGAGAAACAGAAUAAGAGGAAGAGAAAGCCUUGGCGUACCAGCAUUGCCCUCUCCUCCCUGUUCUCGAAGUCGUCGGACUCGGUUCGUACGGAUAUCGACUCCAAGACAAGGAAGAGGAAAAAGUAUCACGAAGCUCAGUUCAAGCUGCCAGGGGAAGAGAACUGGAGAGGCCUCACGCGUUACUUAGCUGACCAAGGGAAUGGUGGCCACACCGAGUGGCUUGAAGUGCAAUAUGCGAGCGCGUCAGUCCUUCUGGAUAGUCCACGAAUCGAUUUAAGUUUCCACUGGGACGUUCCUGGCCUUGUUCCCGGCGAAAUGGAGAACAGUUCCCAUGUCGAUCCAGCAUACCCCGACGAUAUCAAUGGGAGUAUUCCCCCUGCCUAUGGUAUGGAUAUACAAUUGCACGGAGGUACCAUCAACUACGGUCCAUGGGCGGAUCGCCACCGAGCAGCUUUACAGGCUAUGUAUUUUCCCGGCCUGCAUGUCGACGCCGAGCCUGCCUCGGCCCUGGUCGCUGGUAACGCACGAGUUUUGACUAUCUUCAAGAUACAUAUCACCAUUGAGGAUGACACCGUUGUCCGCAUUCCUAUCCGUGAAUUUUCGAAAGACUGGAAGUGGAAGGGCAAGGCAAAGCCCACACCGGCCCGGGACAAGCAACCAGCCAACAAGCUGACAGGGAAACCCAAGUCUCGUAAACGAACGAAGCAUAGAGAUAAUGCCCCUGGCGGUGGCCGCCCUUUUGGCUGGAUUGAUGUCAAAGUUGCGGGAAACACUUCGCUAAACUAUAUCAUGGAUAUGGUUCCGUCAAAGACCGGCUACCACAACAAGCUAGACAUUGAUGUUAUCAGCACCGAAGUGUCGUCUAGCGUGAACCACGGCUUGCUGUGGCGCUCCGGACAUGUUUCCCUGGACUGUGACCUUUCGAAUCCUCUGGGCUGGAACAGUCUGCGCAAAUGGGUCUUCAGCAUAUCUUGUCAAGACUUGGAACUCUUUCUUCUCAGGGAUCAUCUAUUUCUUCUCACAGACCUAGUCACAGAUUGGGGUUCCGGGGCCGGUCCCGACUACUUCACAUUUGUGCCAUUCCAGUACCUCCUGAAGGUUAACUUCGAUAACUUCAAGCUGUACCUCAAUACGAAUGACUCCAACAUAAUCAACAAUCCCGCCGACCUGGAUGAUAAUAAUUUCAUCAUACUGUACGGCCGGAAUUUACACGGAGACGUGGUGAUACCCUUAGAUCGAUUCAGGCCUCUCCAGAAUGAGAUUACAUUCGAUUUACGCGGUCGUGCCUUGGGACUUGAGUUGUGCAUGCCGCCGAGAAACACUCUGAAGUCCUUCAUCAAGUCCACAAAUGUUGCUAGUGUCGGCGACUUGGUCUUGAAAGGCAGUCAUACAUAUAUGACUGACACAUCGCCCGAAAGUACGGAUCGACUGUUUAUGGACAUACAGGGCAGCGGUCUUAUAUUGGAUCUUUACGGCUGGCUCGUUCAUCACUUCCUCAAGUUGAAAGACAACUAUUUCGGGGAGGAUUUGCAUUUCAAGACUCUGGACGAAUUCCAGGGGCUUUCGAACCACCCUGUCGCAACUGAGAUGACGGCCCAGAGUGGGCACCCUUCCAAAUCGUCGAAUGACCUCGAUGUGAUCCUAUGCAUUUCAGCAGAACAAGGAAUGGUCUCAUUACCGUCCAACCUGUACUCUUCUGAUAAUUGCAUCCGUGUGGAUAUCCCGUACGCUUCGGCGGACCUUCGUUUUACUAACUACUAUAUGGACCUCAUGGUCAAUUUUAGUCCAGUCAGCCUCUCUGUAGCAACCUCUAUCGCAGAUCCAGAGCAAGGAACCAAAAUUGCCACCGGUCAGACGGAGAUGUUCAUUGACUCCUUGGAGAUAUAUGGCCAUCGACUAUUCGGGCUGCCCCCAGCUGAACCGACAUACGUGUGUAACUGGGAUUUUGACGUGGGCACAGUUUCUGGGGAAUGUACACCAAAGUUUAUUGAAACAGCCGUUGGCGCAGCACGCUCUUUCGCAUUCACGUUUGACGAUCCGGAGAACUCUUUAGCUACUGCCGAUCCCAUCGUCAUCCACGAUUCAACAUUUCUUCGGCUGAAGACGCGGGAGUUCCGGCUAUGGUUCCAUAUCGCCACCGAAGCCAUGCUACUCACUGCUGGCCCGCUGACUAUUGACUUCAAUGAUUGGGCUGGGACGAGGUUCUCACAGCGCGUGAAUGUCUCGAUCCCUGAUCUGUCACUUGCUAUGGUUGAUGCGAAAUCCGCCUUUCGCCACAGGACACAAGCUUCCGAGAAGCAGGCCGUACAAACACAUGCUUUUCUGCAGACGAACCUCACAAUUGAUAUGCUUAGACGAAAACUGGACUUCUCGAAAGACCGGAGCAGGCAGCAAACUCACAUGCGUCGACAGGAUCAGAGGACUCACCGCACCCCUUUUCUGUUCAUAGAUCAAUCUGCGGAUGAUCACAACCGUAAUGGGGAGAAAGACAUAAGGGCGCCAGCUAUGCAAUUUCCCGAUCUUCCACAUCCUGUCUUCCUAUACCGACCUAGCGAGCGCGGCUCCACCGUGUCGUCAGAUUACCACUUCGAACCCGUGUCGACCACAGUGCCACAACUGGGCAGGGUGCCUCUUCGAUCGACGUCGACAAGUUCUCUCGCACGUAGCAUCAAAUCCUCGUACAGGGGCAGGAAAGAUCAUCAGGUUAAGCUUUCGGGCCGGCACACUGCGCUGGACGGCCGUCAUUCUCGAGCCGGAGACCCAUUGAUGGCCAAGCGCUUUACCCCAGAUGAGGGCAUCAAGAAAGAAAACUCACCUCCUACAUCGUUAGCAUGGUCAAGUCCUCUCGCCACACCUCACUUUCCGCUAGCACACAUUGAAACCGACCUGACAGAGGUGCCGCACAUCCCCGAAGUGCGUGCUGACCUGUCUAUCGCCGACGAUGAGACUGCCUAUUUCAACGACAUUUCUACAAGUCACCUGGACGAGGACUUUGACCAUAUCACCCUCAUUAUCACUGCGGAACCGGGCGUACGAGGGUUUUGCAGUCCUGACGCUGUCCGCUGCAUGUCAAAUUUGCUUUCGGUGAUCCUGCCGAAGGCUCCAGAAGACUUGUUGGACGAAUUUCAUGUUUGCGUUAUGGACAAAGUCCUGGAGAGUGCAAAACUCCGCGAAGGCAAGGGGAAGUCAGUUGAUAUUUGUGUGCGUGUUCCCUUUGCCCACUUCCGCUUCCUAAACGAAUACGCGGAAGAAUCGUCCCAGGCAUCUGGUAAAGAUCAGUACGAUAUUAUUCUUAAUCGACUAAAUCUUGCUGCUCGCGUCAAGAAGUCAACCGCCCAUCAGGCGUUAGAAAAUACAGUAGCCCUUCACACAGUGCUUGAUUCGCUAGGGUUCUCAAUCACUGAACGAAAGCGGCCAGAUGCUCACGAGGAUGUAGCAAUUCAAGCUGAGCUCAAGGACAUCCUUUUCUGGGCGUUAAGAAAGAAGGAAGCCUCGAUGCAUAUUUCGUUCAGAACUCUGCGAGCGGCCACUGCAAGCAAGCAAAUCUCUUAUUUGACCGACCUUAUUCUCCGCACUGCGAUCUUGGGCGACGAAUUGGUCACAUGUUUCAACCAGGUGAAGGACGCACAUCAAUUGCGCCUACAAUAUCUUGCUUGGUUUCUCUCAGAUGUCCAGAGUCGGUUCGGAGAACCAACCUUUAUGACGAAAGCAUCUUUCGCUCUGCGGACAGACCGAGACCAUCUCCGUAACCAUGAUUCUUGGAAGAUCAUAUCCCGCCUUCGACAUAUCUGGCGUAGUUUAUCCAUUGCGGAACAACACAAACUAACCGAAGACUGUGCUCAAAGGUCCAUCGCCUGUCCGACGGGAGUCAAGGAGAUGACAAUAGCAAGGUGGGACCAGUGGCGCACAUGGGAACUUGGCCACGCGAAAUCUAGCCUCGCAAUGAAAGUUCUCUUCGACUUGCCUUCCGAGCAAGGACCUGUUCGCCCUUCUGUACCGGUGCGGUUGGACGUUCGCGCACAUUCGCUGAGUAUGGUCAUUGAUCCGGGGCCAACUCAGAGUGAGGCGUCUUUGCGGAUAUUGACCCUGAACAUUGCGGCAAUCCCCCCCUCUCAGCCCACUGGACUCAUGCUACUUCCCAGCCAAAUCACCAAGAAGUCUACAACAGUGCAGCUCGGUACCGAGGAGACAUCGAUUCGCUUGCGUUGGGAAUUAUGUGAACUUAUCGAGAUACUGAUCACCAAGUUUCAGCACAAUGCACUGGGACAGCGCGGACCGCCGCAGCACACUUCGAUUCCCGCGAGCACACCUAGCGAAGAACAUGAAGUUCAGUUUGUCUAUGUUUCAGACAGGGCUGAAGUGUGCUUAGACACCAUAAACCUCCGAGCCAGCGCCGAGGGGGAAGGACUACGAUUUUCGGUUGCCAACUCUAUAAGACCCCCGCAUAAAGCUGACGAAGUGUUUACUGCACUCAUCCACCUGGAACAGGCCGUCAUGCAGCUAGGGGCUCGAACCCGCCCUCUUGUGGUAUCUCAAUAUGACCGUCCGAGUUUAUAUGUCGCUCUCUCCGAAUUUGGGCACGGCAAGCCAAUUCCCGGAAACAUAAAGCUCGCUGGAACUAGUCGUACGAUCAAAAUGCGGGUCAAGGAGGACAUACUUGGCACAAUCGAAGUCAUAGAUCUUGUCCUUCGGGAUGAAGUUGCUUACCUUCACAAGCAGACUACUGCACUCAAGAGCUCUGUCGAGCAAGAGCCUGGAGAAUCCGUUGUCACGGCAGCGGGGAGACUCGAGGAGCAGCUACCUGAGAUUACACUAGCUCUUUUCAUGGAUGCCUAUACCGUCGAAUUGGCCCUACUUCAGUCAUUGGCAUGGAAAAUAACUGGUUCAUCCGGCCGAAUAUCAGUAGUUCCUGCGCUCGGCCAGGAAAAGAUGCUUAAAGUGGAUUAUGAUCUGGCAGCGCAUAGGCACGAAAUGGUAUCAACUUCGCCGGAGAGUCCCAGCGUGAUCAGUUCACUAGAAUUGCCUCCUUUCAAUGGCCGAUUGAUAGCAAAGCUUACCCCGACCGAGACAAGAAUAUCUGCAUCAGGAAUUGUUGAGACCAUUCACCUUCAGGGAUCCGAAAUACAAGCUAUCGUCGCAACAUUGAAUAAACCGGAGUUUUCCAAUUUCCUCACCGCGAUCAAAGAAGAUAUCGGCAUUUUGCAGACGCACGUCGCGGAGGUAUUCCCGAAGAAUGCACCCCUGGCUGUUGCAGAAGACAGCCAGUCAUCACCCGACUUACUUUUCGACGUUGGUAUGACACUUUCUGGCUUAGUUAUUGUUGCCAACGCACCCGGGAGACUACCCAGCUCUGCCACUGCGAGCCUAUCCAUCGAAUUGGCCUCCAUCCUGUUGAAGGCAACAAAUAUCAGUCCUGACCAGUCCCGUUUGGAUCUCCCGGAGUCAGUUGCACACCUGGGGGAACUGACUGUUGCGCUCACCUUGUCUGACGCGGAGACUAUCAGGCGCUGUGGUGACCUUGCUUUCGGCGCAAGCUUGCAUGCGACAACGCAAGAGGAGUCAAGUGGCCGUCAGCGGGUGAUUAGAGUGCGCAGCUCAGGGAUGGAGGUAAACAUGUUUGCGGAUACGGCAUCAGCGGUUGUAGAUGUCGUGAACCACCUGCAAGACAAGAUUAAAGAUCUAGACUUGUCGAAAGAGAGGAAAAUAUUGAGGAGACUGCGCCAUAGCACCGGCCGAAUCUCUCAUAGACAGGAUACGACCGAGCCACCUCUUGAUCAAGAAAGUGUCAGCUCCGGUGGAUUCUUCACGUCAACAUAUGAUAUCGAACUCUCCAAGAUCCAGGUUAGCUGGAUCGUUGGAACUUCCAUCCCUCCGUAUGCUCAUACCGAGGUCGAAGAUCUCGUUCUAUCUUUCCGAACCAUCAGGUUUCACACUAGGAAAGCUGAAGUCGCACGCCUGAUGAUUGAAGAUAUGCGCCUCCAAAUGGUUCCUAUAUCGGCUCCAAAGGACACGAGAUCUCUCAACUCAGCUCUCCUUCCCGAGGUGGUAUUCUAUGUCAGGUACUCUUCGACCAACGAUGGACGAAAUGUAGCUUUCCAGGCCGCUGGCAAGUCUCUUGACUUGUGCUUGAACUCUCGCUUCAUCCUUCCCGCAAAUAUCAUUGAACGCUCGAUUGCCCUGGCAGGAAGGAAAUUCCAUGCAGCCUCCGCCACCUGGAGCAUGACUCCGACCACCACUGGCGCACAACGGAAGAAUCCAUUUGGCAAUAAGAGGUUCGCUUCGAUCCUUGUCGGCGCCAACUUCGCAGGUGCUGUGGUUCACAUAACCGCUAGAGAUCCCGAACAAUCCGCUGGCCAAAGGCCCACCAAAGCACAGCAAAAGGGAAGAUAUAGCCAAUUUAUCGGCGAUGAGUCCAAGAGCAGCAUGGUGCUAAAGGCACCAGGUAUAGCAUUGAAGGUUGAAUACAAAGACGAUGGCCAUGACCCCUCGAUGAACGGAGAGCUCAGGAUCGAUGGAUCAAGUAACACGUUAUACCCUACGGUUGUCCCGUUGUUGAUCGAUAUUGCGGAUAGCAUCAAAGGAGUCGUGCGUGACAAACCUGACCAGCCGUCUGCUACGGACAACGGAUUCGACAAUGCACCCAAGCCGCUAGCAAAGCUCCCUAGUGAGGAGAACCUCAUCACUGCUGACCCCAGUGCAAUUCUGGGUAGGACUCGUCUCAAUCUCGGUUUGAGAAUUUGCAAACAGGAGUUCAGUCUGAGUUGUCAACCCAUCGCCAGAGUUGUUGCCAAUGCCAAGCUAGACGACAUUUAUAUCACGGUCAACAAUGUCAAGUCUGAAGAACACGGUCAUUUUUUCGCCGCUUCCGCCGUCUUCGAGAAACUGGUGACAAAGGUUCAACAUGUGUAUUCCCGAGAGUCCACUUUUGGUUUUGAGGUCGACGCGGUAGUACUUUCUUUGAUGAAUAGCAAGCACCUGAGCGGCACUGGUGGCAUAUCUGCCAUUCUCAAGUUCGAUCCAACCCGUGUCCGGAUUAAUGCCCGUCAAUUGCAGGACUUCCUUUUAUUCCGGGAAAUUUGGCUGCCCCCAGAGAUGCGACAGGCGUCGAAGCCUCCCACAGAGGACGUCAGGGCCAACCAUCCGGAAUACCUCAUCCAGCGCUAUGAACAGGCUACCGCAGCUACAGCGUUUCCUUGGAAUGCAAAUGUCACUCUUUCCGAUGUCCGGAUCGACCUUGACCUUGGCCAAGCUAUUGGAAAAUCCUCGCUACACAUCCAUAGCCUGUGGGCGUCGUCGAGGAAAAGCACCAACUGGGAGCAAAACAUGUGCAUUGGGGCGGAGAAGAUUGCGCUUGAAAGCACGGGUCGUACCAGUGGUUUCGCUGAACUGCAUGGUGUCAGGGUCCGCACUUUCAUAAGCUGGCCCUCCAGUGCGGGUGUUCGACUAGCGCCACUUGUCCAGGCUUCACUUGGAUUCAACCAGUUUCGCGUCAAAUCUAGCUUCGACUACCAAACCUUUGCGACCGCGGAUAUUGCAAACUUCAACUUCCUCAUGUACAAUGUCCGUGAUCCGAAGAAGACGGGCUCGGAUCGACUGGUUAAUAUCUUAGAUGGUGACAAGAUUUUUGUAUGCUGCACUGCAACGAGCGCGGCCCAGGGUUUGGCACUCUAUCAAGCCAUUCAACGCCUUGUCCAGGAGAACCAGCAGGCAUACGCGCAAUCUCUUAAGGAGAUUGAGAAAUAUCUACGUCGCAGUUCGUCGAUACCCGGUCCACUUGAUCGCUCUCCAUCGCAGGGAAUGAUUGCGCGUAAAAAAGAGGAGAACGAAUUCAAAGCUCCAAUAUUUCUGCAUACGGAUGCUGUAGUUACAUUGCGCUCGAUCAAUUUUGGCGUCUUUCCGUCCAACUUCGUGGAUAAUCAGAUGUUGUCCAUCGAGGCCGGAGAUGUACAAGCGAGGUUUGCGGCCGCGUUCGAGGAAGGCAAGAUCCGUUCUGGUCUCGGACUGACGCUUGGAAAGCUCAGCGUUGCUCUCGCCGGUAUCCCAACACCGAAACAGACCACGCCAGCAUCGGACCUGACGAUUGAGGACGUGCUUGACAGGGCCAGAUCUGCUCGUGGAGGAAUCAUCGUGCGUGUUCCCAAGGUUGUUGCCAAUAUGCACACAUGGCAGGCCCCUGAUAGUAACGCCAUUGAUUACAUAUUCCAAUCGAAUCUAGAGGGCAAGGUCGAUGUGGGCUGGAAUUACUCGCGCAUAUCCUACAUCAAAGGUAUGUGGAGUAACCACUCACGGACUCUCGCGUCACGACUGGGAAAGCCGUUGCCUGAGUCGAACAUCAAGAUCACUUCGUCUCAGGAAACACCCUCAACACCGUCAUCAACGGCUUCCUUCCUCAAGUCUCCUUUUGGUUCCAAGGACAAAUCAGCAGAGAAGGGGACAGAUAAGGACAAAGAAACAGUAACACCAUCGGACCCGUCCAAGCCGCAAGGGAAAAUCACAGCCGAAAUCAAGGUGCCCCAAUCACGGUACACAUACCAUGCGCUUGAACCGCCUAUCAUCGAGACACCGCAGCUCCGUGACAUGGGCGAGGCGACGCCGCCGCUGGAGUGGAUAGGGUUGCAUAGAGAUCGCUUGCCGAACGUCACGCAUCAAGUCGUUAUAGUGGCCUUGCUGGAGAUGGCGAGGGAGGUGGAGGAGGCGUACAAGCGGAUUCUGGGCAGCUCGUAAUGUCAGUGUGUUCCUGAUAUGAUUAUAGAGUUUUUAUAAACUUUCUCAGCGUCAAAACACGUAUCAAAGUUUAUUUGACAUUACCAGUACUUCCGCAAUGACGGUACUUUCAGUUUCUAUUGUCAUCCUAACCUGUUGGCGAACGCCUGUUUUGUCGUGGGGUGCCAAUAACAUGCGCUUUCGUCACAUACUCUGCCACUGUUUUGUGCCCUACUAUCCGCUACUAUUGUGGUUGACGAACGAACUUUAGAAACGCUUCUCAACAGACACCAGCAGCCAUUGCGAUUUUCAUGUCAUUAUCGAUGUCC
Molecule: messenger RNA, 10032 nt
Organism: Westerdykella ornata
Lineage: Eukaryota; Fungi; Ascomycota; Dothideomycetes; Pleosporales; Sporormiaceae
Exons: 2
Coding region: 53-9724 (3223 amino acids)
Biological process (GO): fermentation
Cellular component (GO): membrane
Source: RefSeq, a predicted model, not a curated record